AUGACUCUACUCCAUUUUACGAAGCCUCUGAACCCCCGAAGUCGUCCGGACCUUACUCUCUUGCCUCAAGAUGUUUUCUGGUUGAUUCUCGACUAUUUGACUCCCGAAGAUAUCAUCCGCUGUCGUCGCGUGUCGCUAUUAUGGAAUGCCGCAUUCGGUGACCCGCCUCUCCUAGCACGGAUGCUAAAGAUACAUUUCCCUUGGACCGAUGAAGCGCAAAGCUUACAACUUGCUGGCGCGUUGAAAUUGACCCUUCACGAUGCUCGCCGUCUCCAUGAUAAAGUUGCCGCUCGAUAUCAUCGUCUUCGAAAAGGAAACCCUUUGUCCGUACGAAAGUUGCCCAUGUGCAAUGAGAUCGGAGAUUCAGGUCAACAUACAUGGUUACGGGUGCCGCCAUGGACCUUUCACGCCAGUCAUCUCAGCAACAGGAUCCAACGUGGUUUUCCCGAAGCGAUGUGGAGUCACGAAGAUGGGCUACUUGUUUACCCUAAUAAACAACAUCAUUUUGUCUCGAUGAUGGAUGUGAAGAAAAAUCAGCUGUAUUUAGUCCCAUUCGUGAUGGGUGGCAAAGUUGUUCGUCGAAUUAGAUUACAUCUGCAAUUGUUAGUGAUCGAAUGGGCGCAAGAAUCGACUUUGUACAGGCCCGAUCACCGCGGUCGUGUACAUGGCCAUUUCGCUUCAUCAUACGACAUAAUCCGAAAAUAUGAUGGAAACUGGAGCAUUGUUCCCCGAAAUGAGUGGCAAAUCGUGAAUACUGGGCAUCCAAUUGGCGAAAAUGAUCGUUUCUUCUCUGCACAUAACAGGGACUACUACGUGGUCUACGUCUGGCAACCCAGUCGCAGCUUGAACCAGGCAGACACUACACCCCGCGAGUUACUGACCGUUUGGGAUAUCUCCAAAAGGUCUUCAUAUCGUCCUUCUAUUGGUGCUGGAGAGGCCGCACUUGCAAUGGGAGAAAAGAGAGAAAACUUCCCGUCAAUGAUUGCGAGGUUUGAUUUUGAAGGUCUAAGCCACAUUGGCCUCCGGCAACGUGAGGCUCCAAGUAUGCAGGGACUUCAUAUUACUAACGAUGGCAAGUCAAUUAUCAUAACAAAGUGCCAGAAUACGUGGCUGAGCAUGGACAAUGUGAUUGGCCUUCCACGCGUGAUCAGGACCACCUUCCCACUUCAAGGACAAGGCCCUCACCGACAGGAGGUGACCAAUCUAAUCCUACCCCCUUAUCGCAGCAACUCCAACAUAGAUGCAUCAUUCAUCAGCCCUGCUCUUCUUUUUGUUGACGACUGGUAUGGUCUUAUUGCACAGCAGUUAGAUGAUAACUCCGGAGUGAGCUUCUGUCUACAUUUUAAUGUUCUCGAGUGGUUCGAACAUGCCGACAAAGAUGACCAAAAUGACCUGCCAUUAAAACUCACGAUCCAAACCAAGUUUAAAAGUCAAGUCACUCGAGAAAACUUGGAUUUCUCAGGGACAGGAAAGAUCAGCGCUGGUGAAAACUAUGUGAUAGGCGAGAACCGGAACAACCAGUUGGUCAUUUAUCGCUUUGACUAA
Penicillium malachiteum is the source of this 1545-nucleotide messenger RNA. RefSeq names its product F-box protein. Bases 1 to 1545 code for a protein of 514 amino acids. The transcript has a single exon. Lineage: Eukaryota; Fungi; Ascomycota; Eurotiomycetes; Eurotiales; Aspergillaceae. Gene Ontology annotation, molecular function: protein binding. The record is from RefSeq and is a predicted model, not a curated record.